CUCCUUCACCCCCUACGUGACUCCAUUUAUAUACAUACCAACCAAUCAAACAAAACACACAAUCCCUUCACUCUCUCCACUUCACUUUCCUGUUUAUAUUCUCCUGCAAAAAGCUUUAAACCUUUUACACAACACCUACCCAAAUAUCACCAUUAAACCACCAUUUCCUCCUUCAACCAGCCACUCUGGCUUUCCCUACCAUGGACGUUUUCACCUUACUCAAAUUCUGGCGAACCGCCAGCACUACAGAUCCAGUUUCUGUUACAGAUUUUGAUUCCUCAAUCGAAGACGAUGAGUCCUUUUUCGAUUUAGUUUUCACUACUCCAGGCUAUGAAUCAACCCCCAAUUUUAAAUUUUCUGAUAAGAGUCGGGUCUUGCCUCUAGAUUCACAACCACAAUCGCUUCAGUCCCCGCUUCAGUUAUUGAAGAGGGGGUUUCAUAACAACAAUAAGUCAAUGAAGCAUUCAACAGGUAACUCUUGGAUUGAGAGGGCUGUAACGGGUAACAAUAACAUUGAAGAAGUCAAAAUUGGUGCAUUACUCAAACGAGACAACAGUUUGAGGAAUCAGUUAAUGAACGAGAAGAAUCUAGAACAGCAUGAUCAGGUUUCUUCGAAGCGGUUUUCAAAAGAUGUUAUAAAUAAAUACCUGAACCUGAUGAAGGUUUCUAAACGGAGUAGUGAGAAACCGAGGGUGUCGGAUUCUUCUGUUACUCCGUCAGCGUCUCCGGCUUCUUCGGUUUACUCACCGAGAAAGGAUGAGAGGAAAUCCGGUGGCCGUGGUGCGGUGUUCCGGAAGAAUUUAGGGAAGAGCCGGUCGUCGUCGGCGAUUUUGUUAACUCCGGCGAGGAAAAGUGAUGAUUCUGUUUUGCAACAGGAUGGAAUUCAAGGUGCUAUUUUACAUUGCAAGAGAUCAUACAACUCACCUUCUCAAGGUUGUACGCUUUCAAGAUCUGGAAGUGCUCCCUCAAACAAUGAGGCACGAGUUUCAAUAGAACAAAACAGAAGCAGUAUUUGAAGAUGAAAUUGGCGCGAAAUGUUGUUUAGAUAACAGUUGUUUUUUGGUAUGUAAUUAGACUAGUGGUAGUUAUGGUAGGGAGGAAGAAGAUUGUAAAGGUUUUGGAUGAAGAAGAGAAACUGUUGCUUGUUUUUUGUUGUUGUUAUUGGAAAGGGUAGCUCUGGUUUUAGGUUUCAAA
Helianthus annuus (common sunflower) is the source of this 1194-nucleotide messenger RNA. Its product is annotated as probable membrane-associated kinase regulator 5. The coding region runs from base 201 to 1016 and encodes 271 amino acids. The record is from RefSeq and is a predicted model, not a curated record. Gene Ontology annotation, cellular component: plasma membrane. The transcript is spliced from 2 exons. Lineage: Eukaryota; Viridiplantae; Streptophyta; Magnoliopsida; Asterales; Asteraceae.